UGGAACCCUAAAAUCGUACUCAUAAACUUGUUAAGCCUGUCCCGUAACCGAGCUACAAUAUCGACCCAACUGUACACUGAAACAGCUGAAAAUACAGUCUGAAAACACUUACUCGAAGGUUUCAGAGAGAAAAGAUUUUCUGUGAGAAAUAAAUCAACAUGGCGGCGUUAAUAGCACCCACUGAUGAUAUGGAGAUGGAAAAGAUUGCAGAGGAUGAACUGUCUAAGUUGCAGAGACAGUUCAGAGUGAUGGAGAUAGACCGUGCUACAGUGCUGAGCAGCGUGCAGCCGACCCUUAGGAUGCAGAAGAACAUUAUCAACACCCUGAACGCUGACCUGGAGAAGAUUAUGCUGGAACUCAAGUUCACCAAAAGCACCUCCAACCUCAUGGAAGGCGCAAAAAGUCGUGAGAAGCUGAUUGCUCUUCUGAAAGACCACGAGAAGUAUUCGACCGAGGUGAAAGACCAUCGGGAGACUAUCAAGGAAUUGAACUUCUUGCUCAAACAAGUGCAGAAGGAAAUCAAGUCGCUGAGGUCCAAGGUGAUGGGGACAGAAAUUGCGUAUUCCAAUGUCCUAACCGGUCAGACACUGAUCAGUCAGCUGGAGAACCGACUGGACACUGCGAUGAAGAAGUUCAACACCGUCAACAGCGAGAAUUACUCUAUGAGGCUGGAAAUCGAUAGACUUUUGAGAGAUCGGCAAUUCUUCAACACCCACUGGAAGAAUCAGCUCAAGCGCCUGAUGGAUGGCAAGGCGAUGAUCAUAGAACUGCUGGAGCAAGCCAUCUCCACGUACGACCAGCGCGAGGAGUGGUGCUCCAAGCUAGAUGCCCUCAAGGAGAAGGCAGCUACGGAUUAUAGGAAACAUUGUUUGGAGGUCCGAGAGCUCCAACGCCAGUUAGACCACAGCAUGAAGCUGGAAGAGUUCCUCCGCACGAAGGGCACGGUGCGGCUGACGGCGGCAGACGCCAAGGCAGAGGCCAAGAAACUGGAGCAGCAGGAGGAGGAGAUGAGGAUCUACAACAACUACGUCAAUAUACUGGAUGCCUUGAAGGAGUUUGCCGGCGAAGACGACGUGGACAAACUGAUCCAAGAGUUCACGCGUCGCGAGGAGGAGAACUACGCCCUGUUCAACUACAUCAACGAGGUGUGCACGGAGCUCAAGAACCUCAGUGAUAACGUCAAGAUGCUGAGGGCUAAUAUUGAGGAAGAAACCGCGAAGCAUCAAGCGAAGCUCUUCCAGCAGCAGGACAGCAUCGAGUCACUGCGCAGUACUCUAGAGGAGAAGCGACAAGCCACGGCCGACGCGCGCGCCAUCUGUGAACGAAGCUCGCAAGUUCUCACCACUUUGUUGCAGCAAAUACAUGCGUUGGCGCUGACAUCAGAAUGUGACUCCCUCCCACUUCUGAAGCUGCUGGGCAAACCGUUCGACAUCAACGUGACGAACGCUCGCCUCUACAUCAAGAGCUUGGAGAAGAAAGUACUCGAGAUCAUUGAGAUCAUCAGAAUUGAUGAGUUGAUCCAGCGUCAGACGGAAUCCAAGGAGCGUACUCCACCGUCGACUCGACGUCGCCGCGGCCGAGCUGCGCCGCCUGCCCGGCCUAGAGACUCAGUCGCUGCACAGGCGUAAAUGCAUUCGUGAAUUACGCAUACACAUUUUAUAACCAAUCUCUAUCGAAAAUCGAUUAAAAUCUAUUUUUUUUUUGACAUUAGUCCCAGUCAAUAGCGACAUUACGUGCCGUAACGUCCACCUCUGCCUACUCCUCCGGAGAUAAAAGGCGUGACAUUGUGUUGUUGAGUCCCAGUUUCUCCAAAAAAUUUAAAUGUACGUCGUAGCAGCAUAUCUCUGGCGGAAAAGCACCCUUAUCCAAAGAUUUUGGAUUUAGUAACGAAUCUUGCUCGUUCUUCUCCAUUUAAGGGUCUCAGCACACAUAUGGGAUCGGAAAGGGAUCGUCACCGUAUCGCCUCGAGCCGUUCAGAAUGGUUUGUAUUAAACUCCCUACUGCAACGCACACUAAUCGGAAUAAUAACGUAAUCACUUCGCCUCGGAACAGGCUCCGAACUUGAAUUUCCGCGCUUACGGCUCAUCGUACCCACGCUUACGUUUCUCCGUCCCCGCGCUUACGUCUCUCCGUACCGACUAACUAUCGUGUUAGUCUAGUCGGUGUCGCCUAGCCGUAGCCGAGUUGACGUACAGGCGCUGCUGAUACGCUUUCGUUACGUGCAUACGGUAGGUUGACGCCUGGUUGACAGCGAGGCGAAAGGCGUUACGGUUACGAUCCCUUUCCGAUCCCAUAUGUGUGCUGAGACCUUAAAGCUACAAUUUGGAACGAGCACCUAGCUUCAUUGACGG
Molecule: messenger RNA, 2351 nt
Organism: Spodoptera frugiperda (fall armyworm)
Lineage: Eukaryota; Metazoa; Arthropoda; Insecta; Lepidoptera; Noctuidae
Gene: Ccdc114
Product: coiled-coil domain-containing protein 63
Exons: 10
Coding region: 159-1628 (489 amino acids)
Source: RefSeq, a predicted model, not a curated record